This is a messenger RNA of Stegostoma tigrinum, 4850 nucleotides long. RefSeq names its product glycine receptor, alpha 2 (gene glra2). Gene Ontology annotation, molecular function: glycine binding; transmitter-gated monoatomic ion channel activity; transmembrane signaling receptor activity. Lineage: Eukaryota; Metazoa; Chordata; Chondrichthyes; Orectolobiformes; Stegostomatidae. The record is from RefSeq and is a predicted model, not a curated record. Gene Ontology annotation, cellular component: neuron projection; plasma membrane; postsynaptic membrane. Bases 667 to 2028 code for a protein of 453 amino acids. The transcript is spliced from 9 exons. Gene Ontology annotation, biological process: signal transduction; regulation of membrane potential; nervous system process.
CAUUUGCAAAUACUAAACGUAGAUGGAACUGCACGUGCCGUUAACUUCUCCAUCCUAAUCCUUUUAUAUAAAAAAAGCCGGCUGCUGUUGCAGCCCGGUCACGUCCCAGCAAGGGGGCUUGUGGAGCAUGCGUAGUGUUGGAGUUGGGAAGCCCGGGGAGCUGUCCAAGUGCUGAAAUGUGCCGGCGGUGUGAGCUCUCUUCUUUCUGCAUUGGCCGCUGAAGCCAGCGUCCCCACCCCUUAUCCCUCGCCCUCUCCAGCAUCCAGGCCGAUGUGGCUGCUCUCCGGCACGAAAGCCGGCGCCCGCCCGUCCACCGUACCAUGAAGUUUGAGUCCUCCCGUUCCCUGACGUCGUGCUUCCAGAGGUGCUUUGGGAAAAGAUGCCAUUCUGACGCUCUUGACUCCUCGCGGCAGCAGCAGCUCCCUUUCCAAGUCUUCCUCUUAGACAAUGAUACUGUGGACUGAUGUCCUGCAUUGUUCUCUCUCCGCCUGCAUCAACCCAGUCGUACUUUCCGCCAAUUGGAUCUGAGUUUCCGACACGGUUAACCGAUUCUUUAUCUUUUUGUUUUGGAAGAGGAGGAGGAGGGGGUGUGGGGGUGCGGAGGUACUUUAUUUCUCGAACAUUGCCCGCGAUCCCAGACUGACAGGGACAGAGGAGUUUGACGGAAUGAAUCGACCACUUGUGAAAAUCCUGACAACGUUGGUCGCUUGCAUCUUAGAAACCAGCAACUUCAGGUUAGCACACUCCAAGGAGCAUGACUCUAGGUCUUCAACCAAGCCGGCCUCGCAGGCCAUGUCCCCCUCAGAUUUUCUGGACAAAUUGAUGGGAAAGACAUCAGGAUACGAUGCCAGAAUCAGGCCAAAUUUUAAAGGUCGUCCUGUUAAUGUUACUUGCAACAUAUUUAUCAACAGCUUUGGUUCAAUAGCAGAAACUACAAUGGACUACAGAGUGAAUAUUUUCCUGCGACAGACAUGGAAUGAUCCACGAUUAGCCUACAGUGAGUACCCAGAUGAUUCCUUAGACUUGGAUCCCUCCAUGUUGGAUUCCAUCUGGAAGCCUGAUUUGUUCUUUGCAAAUGAAAAGGGUGCCAACUUUCAUGAAGUGACAACGGACAACAAACUGCUUCGCAUUUUUAAAAAUGGAACUGUUUUAUACAGUAUAAGACUGACACUUACAUUAUCCUGUCCAAUGGAUUUGAAAAACUUUCCUAUGGAUGUACAGACAUGUGCGAUGCAAUUGGAGAGCUUUGGAUACACAAUGAAUGAUCUGAUUUUUGAGUGGUUGGAUGGAGAGCCUGUGCAGGUCGCAGAAGGACUGACACUUCCACAGUUUCUACUCAAGGAUGAGAAGGAACUAAAAUAUUGCACGAAACAUUAUAAUACAGGGAGAUUUACCUGCAUUGAAGUGAAGUUCCUUUUGGAAAGACAGAUGGGUUAUUAUUUAAUCCAGAUGUACAUUCCAAGCCUGCUGAUUGUCAUUUUGUCCUGGGUGUCAUUCUGGAUUAACAUGGACGCUGCUCCGGCGAGAGUAGCGCUGGGCAUCACAACAGUUCUGACGAUGACGACACAGAGUUCUGGCUCUCGAGCUUCACUUCCAAAGGUUUCAUAUGUCAAAGCUAUUGAUAUUUGGAUGGCAGUUUGUCUCCUCUUCGUCUUUUCGGCGCUGCUGGAAUAUGCUGCCGUAAAUUUUGUGUCACGUCAGCACAAAGAAUUUUUGCGUCUUAGAAGAAGACAGAGAAGACAAAAUAAGGAUGAAGAACUGGCUCGGGAGAGUCGCUUUAACUUCAGUGGAUAUGGGGUGGGUCAUUGCCUUCAAGUCAAAGAUGGCACAGCUGUCAAAACAGCAGCUCCAAAUCCUCCACCACCACAGCCCAAGGAUGCAGAAGCCAUCAGAAAGAAGUUUGUCGACAGAGCAAAAAGAAUUGACAUGAUAUCCCGUGCUGCCUUCCCUUUAGCAUUCCUCAUUUUUAACAUCUUUUAUUGGAUUACAUACAAAAUUAUACGGCAUGAAGCUGUCCAUCAGCAGUAGGCAACAUUCCACCAGAAGGCCUCCCUUCACUUGGACUGCUCAUGACCAAGUUAUGCUAAGUUGUCUUUGUUGUUUGCUGACUGUUCUUCACUAAGUGACUAACCUAGAUUGAAAGAAGGCUGAAAAUGUUUGCAUUCUACCUGGCUAGCAUUAGAAUGCUACAAUAUGAAAGUAUUAAAACAGGCCAUAAUGCACUGUGUUGCCUAUUGGGACAUGUUCUUCCAGUGUCUAACUUUGGCUGAUAAUUUUUCCCUGUAAACCUAUCCAUGGCAGUUCUGGCAAACUGUGGUAAAGGAGCCAAGUGUUCCAGGUUAGAAGCCAGGCCUUUGAGUGGGGAUGAGAGGGUGGGUGUGGUGUCUGGAGGUGGCAUAGGGAUGGUAGAGGAAGAAAACAUCUAGAAGAAUAAAGCAAGUCUACAGUUGUUUCAUAUUUUUAAGGAACGGUAGUUUUUACGGACAUGCAACAGAAACAAGAUCACACUUUUUUUUCAAAGAUUGGUAUGUUUACAAUGGUUCCAGUACAAUGAAUCAAGAGUGGACCAAAAUUUUACAAGAAAUCACUGCCUUUAUAUUAAAACAAUGUCCAACUGAGCUACAUUCCAUUGCCAUGCAGGUGUUAGUAAUUCACCAGAGUCAUUCUGUGCUUAGAAAUAUUAUUUCUACACAUAUAUAUAAAAUGAAAAAAAAUCAUAUACUUUGAUAUUCUCGUUGAACAUAUUAAAUUUUUCACAUUUCAGGAAGAAACUUAUCAUUAACUUGAAGGAGUAAAAUGAUGUUUUAUGUUGUGUGAUUUAUUUAAAGGCAUAUACUCAGAUUGCAUAUGCUUUUUAAUUUUAUUAUUUAAAUUUUUAGGGAGUUGUGCUUUUAAAAAAAAUUAUGUUGCUUUGUUUCAUAUGUAUCUCAAGGUGCCAAACUGUAAAUAUAUUGUUGUGUGACUUUCACCACAGUAUAAUUGACGAGAUUGUUGUUUUCUUAAUGCUGUAGCUCAGUUUAGCCUUGUACAGGUCUUAAUGCUGUAGCUUUUUAUGUUAGUAAUAAGUGAAACCAAUAGCAUUUAGAUAGGUUAUUGUGUCAAAGAAUAUUAAACUCCUAAUUUAUUCCUUAAUCUGCUUCUGAUAUAAAAUUGCUCUUCGAUUUCAAUGCAAUCUGAAAGACAAUUAACCAUUUAUUUGCUGGUGUGAGGUUAUUUUGAUCAAAAGCAGACUAUUAAAGGAGUUUAGGUGUAGAUGUGUUAUUAUUUGGAAACUGAGAAACUAUUUGUUUGAUCUACUUUUUUUUCAUUUAGCUUUACUAUUGACUUACUAGGUUAGUAAAUCAAAUCUUUCAGAAAUAAGAAACUGUUCACGUCUACUUAUCCACAAUAUAAAUAAAGUGGCUACAAUUUAUUAUGCUCCUUUUUCAAAAUAUCUUACUUUCCUUUCUGUCUCUGUUGUAGAGUCAUACAGCACAGAAAAAGACCCUUCGGUCCAACCAGUCCACGCCGACCACAAUCCCAAACUAAACUAGUCCCAAGUUGCCUGCACUUGGCUCAUAUCCCUCCAAACAUUUCUUAUUCAUGUACUUAUCCAAAUGUCUUAAAUAUUAUAAAGUCCCAGUUUUUCCAGCUCUCCUUAUUACUCAAACCCUCCGCUCCUGGUAACAUCCUGGUAAAUCUUUCCUGAACCUCCUCUAAUUUAAUAGAAUCCUUCCUACAGCAGGGCAACCAGAACUGGACACAGUACUCCAGAAGAGGCCUCAUCAGCAUCCUGUACAAAUUCAACAUGUCUUCCAGCUGCUGUACUCAAAGCUCUUAGCAAUGAAGGCAAACACGUUAAAUGCCUGCCCUGGCUAGGUGUAACACAAACUUCAAAGAUUUAUGUACCUAACUAAGGCCCUGCUAUUAUUUGUUUCAAUCCGGCCCUUGUUCGUUUUACAAAAUGCAAUACCUCGCAUUUACCCAAAUUAAACUCCAUCUGCCACUCCUCAGACCAUUGACCCAUUUGAUCAAGAUCUCUCUGAUAACCUUCUUCACCACCCACAUUACCACUAAUUUUAGUGUCAUCCGCAACCUACUAACCAUGCCUUCUAUAUUCUCUUCUAAAUUAUUUAUAUAAAUGACAAACAAAAAUGUAAUAUACAGCAAAAAGCAUCUGGAAACACAAUCUUGGUAGCAUAAGUAAUUUCCAAUGUUGAAAAGCAGAAGACAUUAAAUUGCCAGUAAAAUGCCGAGUUGUCAGUUGAAAUUAAAUUUCUGCCAACUUUUCUCACUCAAUAGAGUGCAUCAUUGAAUAAUUUAUAUGCUAUACAAAACCGUGUAGUAACGAACAUUUAUACUGAACUCAGAAUAAAAGUGUAGACUGGUGAAUGUGGUUCUGUAUUUUAGCCUAAUUCUCUUGUUGUCAACUAUGCCCCAUUACAAUAUGGGACAGAUUCAGCAUCUUUCAUGUUCAAAUCCUGCACAUUAUCAGUUCUUUUAAAGUUGAAAGCAAUUAAAACGUAUUCUCUGAGUUUCAUGCACAGAUGAUUUUGCCUAUCUGACCAGGAUAUUCUUGGAAUUUCACAGGAGAGGAUUUCGAGAAGUGAGAAAAAGAAAUUCUAUGCAAGAUAGAAGGAUUUAGAUAUGAUAUGGCAGGCAGUUUCUUUCAUUAAUUUAAAAUGGAGGUGUUAUGUACAGAGCACAUUAUGGGAAUACGUGGAUACUUCUCUGUGCAUGGUAUCAAGGAACAAUCCUUCCUGAAAAAGAAAAUAAAGCAUUAUGAUAAUUAUGUUAUAAUUUGAUUCCUUGUUCCAAUCACCAGGUUGGUCUCCAAUUUUCCAAAAUCCAGUUACAAUAUUUUAGAAACA